This is a messenger RNA of Penicillium waksmanii, 7851 nucleotides long. Its product is annotated as putative polyketide synthase. NCBI's taxonomy places the organism in Eukaryota, Fungi, Ascomycota, Eurotiomycetes, Eurotiales, Aspergillaceae. Gene Ontology annotation, molecular function: oxidoreductase activity; fatty acid synthase activity; phosphopantetheine binding. The record is from RefSeq and is a predicted model, not a curated record. The transcript is spliced from 8 exons. The coding region runs from base 1 to 7851 and encodes 2616 amino acids. Gene Ontology annotation, biological process: secondary metabolite biosynthetic process; fatty acid biosynthetic process.
AUGAAAGAAAUUCCCAUCACGCUUGAGGCAUCCAACUCCAGGUUGUUGAUGGAAUGCACCAACAUAGGUGAAACAAGAGACUCUGAGCAAUCAGCUCAAAAUAUGCAUGAUGGGUUUUCAAUCUUGGCCGACGAUGCUUCAAUGCCGAUAGCGGUUAUAGGAAUGGGGUUUAGAGGCCCCGGAGACGCAACUAAUGUGGAAAGACUGUGGAAGGCUCUACUGGAGCAACGUGAAGAAUGGUCACCCAUCCCAGCAAAACGAUGGAAUAGCUCCGCAUUCUAUCAUCCCGACCACGCGAGACAUGGCACGAUCAACGUAGAAGGCGGUCACUUCCUCGAAGAAGAUAUAUCGUUAUUCGACGCGCCAUUUUUCAACAUGUCCAGCGACGAGGCGGCAGCUAUGGAUCCUCAACAGAGGUUAUUGCUGGAGGUUACAUAUGAGGGGCUAGAAAACGCUGGACUGUCUCUGCACCAGGUUGCCGGGAGCAGGACUUCAUGUUUUGUUGGAUCAUUUUGUGCCGACUAUACCGAUUUACUUCUUCGGGAUCCUGAAGCAGUGCCGAUAUACCAGUGCACGAAUGCCGGACAGUCUCGCGCUAUGACUGCAAAUCGCAUAUCCUACUUUUACGAUUUGAAAGGGCCCAGCGUCACAGUUGACACGGCUUGCUCUGGUAGUUUGGUUGCCUUGCAUCUUGCAUGUCAAAGUCUUCAAACUGGGGAUGCGACAAUGGCAAUUGCGGCUGGGGUUAAUGUUAUUUUGAGUCAUGAGUUCAUGUCCACGAUGAGUAUGAUGAGAUUUUUAUCGCCAGAUGGACGCUGCCAUACCUUUGAUGAAAAGGCCAAUGGCUACGCAAGGGGCGAAGCAAUAGGUUGCGUUCUUCUAAAACCCCUGGAUCAAGCAUUACGAGAUGGGAACACUAUAAGAGCAAUUGUCCGCGGAACUGGGUCAAACCAGGAUGGCCGAACACCAGGAAUCACUUUGCCCAGUGGUGCCGCUCAAGAAGCGUUGAUUCGAGACGUUUAUGACAGAUGUGGGCUGUGUCCAGGUCAAACGGACGUUGUGGAGGCCCACGGCACCGGUACGCAGGCAGGUGAUCCUCUAGAAACAGGUGCGAUAUCGCGAGUAUUUGGCCAUAGGCGUUCUCCAGACAACCCCGUAUAUAUUGGAUCCAUCAAGACAAAUGUCGGACACCUGGAAGGGACUAGUGGAGUUGCGGGGGUUAUCAAAGCCGUGCUGAUGCUGGAAAAUCAAACAAUUCUUCCUAGUCGGAACUUCGAUACGCCAAACCCACGCAUCCCCCUCGAAGAAUGGAGGCUGAAAGUACCCCGAUAUCCGGAGGACUGGAAUAACCCCGGUCCGCGUCGAGUGUCAGUAAAUAGCUUCGGCUAUGGAGGGAGUAACGCUCAUGCUAUUCUCGAAGAGGCCUCCGGUUAUCUAUCUUCACGGGGUCUGGCCAUAUGGCAUAAACAGCCGUCAAAAGCUAGCUGGAGAAAAAGAAUUGGAAAUGACACAUUUUCAGUCGCUUCGACUCCCAGACAGAGAAUAUUCCUAAUGUCUGGAUUUGACGAGCACUCAUGCAAGGCGCAAGCCAAGUCUCUCUAUGGGUAUUUGUUAAAGAACGAAAGUAUCAUUGACAAUAUCUUCCUCGGUGAUGUCGCUUCUACCUUGAGCGAAGGUCGAUCCCGGUUCAUGUGGAAGACAGCAGUUACUGGGAGUUCAGUCCAAGAUUUGGCCGAAUCGCUUUCAAACGAAAUAAAACCUCGGAUUUCAUUGAAAAGGCCAAUCUUGGCCUUUAUCUUCACAGGACAAGGGGCGCAGUGGGCUGGCAUGGGAAAAGAAUUGUUAGACACGUAUCCAAUAUUUUGUGAAUCUGUUUCUCGAAUUGACGUUUAUUUGGCGGAAAUGGGAGCGUCGUUCAAGGUUUAUGACGAAAUAUCCAAAAGCCCUCAAGACUCCCAGCUCAACUAUCCCCUUCUCAGUCAAACGGUGUGCUCAGCGCUGCAAAUAGCUCUCGUUGACCUUCUUUGGUCCUGGAAGGUAUAUCCAAACUCGGUGACGGGUCAUUCCAGCGGUGAAAUUGCUGCUGCGUAUGCGAGUGGUGUGCUGAGCAUGGAAGAUGCUAUGAAAGUCGCUUAUUACAGAGGGUUGUGCGCUAGCAAGAUUUUAGCAUCGAAUGAGGUUCGAGGCUCCAUGAUAGCUGUAGGAGUUUCGGAGGAGGCGAUAGAACCAUACCUCUCGAGCCUUGUUUCUGGGAAAGCUGAUGUGGCUUGCAUUAAUAGCCCUUCGAGCGUCACGGUGUCGGGCGAUACAGAGGCGAUUGCCGAAUUAGCCGACAAGUUGAAGGCGAAGUCCAUCUUUUAUCGGCGCCUCGCUGUGGACGUUGCAUAUCACUCUCAUCAUAUGAAGGUUUUUGCUGAUGAGUAUCUAAGUGCGAUUGCAACUAUCGCCCCCCGAGACCAACGUGUGGCCACAGAUGAAACUUGUCAGCCUUUUGCGGUAUCUAUAUUUUCCUCUGUGACUGGCAAAUGCAUUCUACCAGAAGAGUUAGGCCCCCGAUAUUGGGUCUCAAAUUUGCUUCAGCAAGUCAAGUUUUCAGACUCCCUCAAAGCUCUAUGCUUCGAAACAAAUCCAUGGCAUCAUCGCACAAGUCUAUUGAAUGGACGGAAAGGAAAGAGAAUAGGAUCCGCUCAAAAGGCAAGCGUGGGCUGCCUUGUUGAGAUUGGUCCCCACUCGGCGCUUUCUGGUCCCGUGAAGCAGAUCAUACAAUCCAAUGUCAAGCUUAGCACUGCCGAUAUUUCAUAUCUCAGCAUCCUCACACGAAACAAAGACGCAGUUAAAUCGGCGCUGGGUGCUGCUUCGACCCUUGUCUCUAUGAAUUACCCGCUAGAUCUGAAUGCUAUCAAUUUUGCGAAAGGAGCAGCAACCCAAAGACGACCCAGACUUCUUAUCGAUAUGCCUCCAUAUUGCUGGAACCAUACCAGAUCUUACUGGAUUGAACCACGCUUGAGCCAAGCAUUUCGGAGUAGAAGCCAACCGCGAACAGAUCUACUUGGCACAUCAGACAAUAUCGCAUGUCCUUUUGAACCUCGAUGGCGAAAUUUCAUCAGGGUUUCAGAGAUUCCUUGGAUCAUGGAUCAUAGGAUUCAAUCGGUCAUUGUUUUUCCUGCUGCAGGAUAUUUGUGCAUGGCGACUGAGGCCGCAACGCAGGUAUUAGGAAACUCACAAAUAAUGUCUGCCAUCAUCAUGAGGAAUGUUUAUAUUCACUCGGCUCUCAUCGUUACCGAAGCUAGCGAAGUUGAAGUAUUGACUUCACUUACACCACAUGGAGAAAGCCGGAUGCAUGAUUCACGAGAAUGGUAUAGAUUCCAUAUAUAUUCGGUUUCAAGGGAGAAUAAGUGGACGGAACAUUGCUCGGGGGAUAUCAACGUCGAAUCGCAACCCAAUCGUGCAGAGGAAGUGACAAUUCACUAUUCAGAAAGUUCGAAUAUCCAUCCCCCCAGUUCCAAGCCCCAAGGCAUUCGGGUAGUCAAUGUUGACCGUCUUUACGACCUACUACGGAAGGCAGGGCUUGAGUACGGGCCUUACUUUGCUAAUUUGACAUCCGCCCACGCAACAGAAACUGGAACAUGCUUCGCUGAGAUCACGAUACCGAAUACCGCAACAGCCAUGCCGAUGAAUUUCCAAUAUCCCCUCCUCAUUCAUCCCUGUACGCUGGACAGUGUUUUCCACACGAUAUUUGCUGCGCUGCCGCAGGACAUGGGGGUAGAAAAGGGUCCUAUUAUCCCAGUGUCACUCGACUAUAUGCGCUUGUCUUAUCAGAUGACUUCUUUGCCCGGAGACAGAUUAAGCGUUUGUACGGAUGUUCGGCCUGGCUCGCGGGGACAGAUCGUCGCGUCGAUAGUCGUUGCUGAGAAUGAUUCCAAGAUGUGCAGUCUGAACCCGAAAAUAUCAAUCAGCGGGUUGAGGGGUACCCGGCUUGAAGUUGCACCAAACAUGAGCGAAAGUUCAAAGAAUGUUCCCAUUGCAUACGGAAUUGAGUGGCGAGCAGACCCCAUGUUUAUCACCAAGGGUGAAUUGUCACCCCUUCAUCAAAAUAAUGGUAGCUCGAGAGAGAGUCUCACUUCGCGAGACGAAUACGACUACUAUGUCACAGUCCUAAUACAAAAUGCGAUCGAAGCUUUCAAAGAAGAACAUAGUCGGAAACCAGAUUUAAUCUACGACAAGUACAAAUCGUCGUUGUCGGAAAUACUUCGAGUACAUGCAAUCGACGAGAACAAAUCACUUGAUCAGAUAAUACUAACCAACAAAGCUCCUUCGAGUUCGAUGGGAAGGCUAAUCAACAUGAUAGAUGCCUACCUUGCUUCAUUAUCCCAGGUCGAAGACGAAUCUUUUACCCAACUUCACGAAGAGCUUUCCAACGCUCAUCACGAAGUUCUUUCAAUGGAUAAAGCAUACAUUGCUGCCUUGGAUCAUAUCAAGCUUAUUGGAUUUAAGAAGCCAGACAUGUCAAUUCUACAACUCUGUGAUGGAAUAGUUCGGCCAUUGACACUCUUUCUCGAGGCUCUGUUGGCCGAUAUCAGCAGCGAGGAGUUUGCUUUCCCUCCCUUCUCAAGAUACACUUUUACAUACCACGACGAGGAAGACCACGAGCGAGCACAGUUGUACUUGGAAAAAUGGACAAAGUGGAUCGAUCUUGUGAAGCUCGGAGAUCCGCGCGGAAUUUCCGAUUCUUCUGCGCCUCGACCCGACGAUUUUUCCUAUGACCUUAUCAUCGUACCAAAUGGAUUUCACCAAUUCCAUUCCAGUCUCGAGGCGCUUCAAAUAUGUCGCUCCAUGCUGAAGCCGUCUGGAACUUUGAUUAUCGUCGACCCGCUUCGUCCCAAAGAGAGCAUUCUAGAUAAUUUCCUGACCACCGCUUUAUAUCUAUGGCCCGUGGGAAAUUUCGAGCCACCGAGGGGAUUUGAAGAUGAGGGAGGUGACCUCGAUGAUAUGAUUUAUAAAGCUGGGCUUACGUCGAAUCGAGACGCUGGCAGCAUUGACAGUGACCGGAAGAUGAAUCUCGUGGAAGGCUUCAUAAUUUGCCAGCCAGAACAUGAGGCAAAGCUCAUCGACAGGGAAUUCUUGAUAAUCCAAGCAGAUGGUGACGAAAUAUCCAUGACUGAAUGCUUGAGAUAUGAUCUCUUGGGCACAUGCCCGAAGGUUGACACAUCAUGUCUAGCUGCAGCAAAUGCGAUAGGAAAGGUUUGCAUUGUGUUCAAUGACGUACAUGAGAAUGUCCUUGCAAGCCCAGAUUUCGAGACUCUUUCAAAACUGAAAGAAAUAUUUCUUUACAGCAGCGGUGUACUUUGGAUCAGCCGCGGUGGAGCUAUUGAUCCAACAUUCCCUGGAUACGGACUUGAUGUUGGCUUUGCCAGAACGGCUAGAUCCGAGUCUGCCGUGAAGCCGAUUAUCACGCUUGACCUAGACGCACAAAAUCCGUUGACGAAUCAGAGAUCUGCGAAAUUAAUCACGACGUUGAUUCAGAAAUGCUUUUCUCAGAUGAACUCUGGAGACAUGGAUACGGAAUAUGCUGAAAGGAAUGGAGUUAUUAUGAUACCACGAGCAAUGGAGCGGUCAGAUAUCAACCAAGACUUGGGUCACAUCAAGGAGACCGAGAUCCAAUGCGAACAGCAUUUCCGACAAGUCGAAAAACCAAUCCGGGUUUGUAGACCGAAUGGUCACAAUACUAUACACCCGCAUCUCGCAGCAGACUUUGAAAUGACCAGUCCGCCACCAACAGGAUAUGCGAGGAUCGAAGUAAUGGCAUUUGGACUGGGCGAAUGGGAUAUGCAAGAAGAUGCAGAUGAAUUCCAGUCGAGAGGAACAUUGGGUUUAGAAUGCAGCGGCCGAGUCCUGGCAAUCGGGCCAGGGGUACACUCUCUUUCUAUCGGUGAUCGUGUCGCUUGUCUUGGGACCGGAACAGCAAGGAGCUACUAUCAAGACAGAGAUACCUCUUUUCAAAGAGUUAGCGAUUUCAUAACUUAUGAAAUGGCUGCCGCUGUACCUGUCGAAUAUACGACUGCAUACUACAUUAUACACUAUUUGACAAGGACCAGGCCGGACGAAUUGGUUCUGAUUCAGGAUGCUGCCAGCUUGCUUGGGCAGGCGAUGCUUGAGAUGUGUUUUACUCGUGAAACUAGGAUACUAGCAACCGUGACUGACCCCUCGCAAAAAGACCUCCUGUUGAGCAGAUUUGCCAUUCCACCUGAGCGGGUCUUCAUCGAGGGCGUGGACGAUAUUGUUAUGAAUAUCGUCGAGCUCACCAGCGGCAAGAAGGCUCGAGUUGUCAUUUCGACUGCAAAAAGAACGCAUCGAAUAUAUCGAGAAUUGGUCAAGUGUGUUGCAUCAUUCGGACAUUUUGUUCAAAUGUCAUGUCACAACGACGAAAGAGAAGAAGAUAACACCUGGAGCACUACAAAAAAUAUUUCAUUCUCGUCUUUCAACGUCCUCGAUUUUCAGAAAGAUAGGACAGAUCUGACACGACAACUAUGGCCAAAGGUUGUUCAACUCUUCAACGAGGGAAAGCUUCACGGCCCCUCGUCACUAUCCGUCUACAAAAUCUCAGACCUGGAUCAGGCACUGGGUGAAGUUUCCACUAAGAAGCACGUGGUAGUGACCGCUGUAGACAACGAAAUAAUUCAGUUGAAACGACCGAAAGUCUCAAAGGAUAUAUUCCAACCAGACGCAUCAUACCUCCUAGUUGGCGGACUUGGAGGUAUAGGACGCGCAAUAGCCUUAUGGAUGGCCGAAAGGGGUGCAAAGAACCUCAUCCUGCUCAACCGAAGCGGUCUAGCAAAGGUAUCCGCUCAGUCCACUGUCCAGGAACUUACCGAGAAAGGCGUGCAAGUCGACAUUCAUGCGUGCGAUAUAUCAAAUGAGUCAGAAAUCAGACAAAUGUUCCUCGAUAUUUCGUGGGGGGCACCGCCAGUCCGUGGAAUUGUGCAUGGGGCUAUGGUUCUCAAGGAUAUACAUAUCGAAAAAAUGACGACUGAAGACUACCUCGAUGUGCUACAACCCCGGUACAAUGGGACAUGGAAUCUUCACAAUCACGCUCCAACCGAUCUAGAUUUCUUCCUCAUGCUCUCGUCGAUUAGCGGGGUGAUCGGAAAUGCGACGCAGGCUGCCUACGCCGCCGGCUCGGCAUUCAUGGACUCGUUCGCUGCCUACCGGAAUACGCUGGGUCUCCCAGCUACAUCCUUGGACCUAGGUACGGUCACAGAUGUGGGAUAUUUGGCCGAGAAUGAAGGGAUUGCGAGUAAGAUGAUCACACAGGGGUUUCAGAGUACAGAUACUCAGACACUUCUGUCGCUUGUCCAGGUUGCUAUUGAGCAGCAGCGAAAGCAUCAGACUGUGAGCACUGGGAAUUCUCAAAUUAUAACAGGACUGGGCGAGUGGAAGACAGGUCAGUCAUUAGGGAAUUUCGAGGCGCCACUAUUCGCGCAUUUUCGAAGGAGGUUUCGUUCUGAUGGAGCUGCCGGGGCGACGGAGGAUGAAGAUGCUUUUCAGAUGGUGCGAGAUGCCUUGCGGGUGUCGAAGACGCAGGAUGAUGCUAUUUCUAUUGUUUUUGAGGCUCUGAGUGCGAGGAUUGCUUCCCAGUUGGGCAUCUCGGUGGAAAGGAUUGAUCCUGCUAGUCCGUUGUCUGAGUUUGGGGUCGAUUCGCAUGUUGCGGUUGAGUUACGCAAUUGGGUUAAUAAGACGAUGGAUAGUGCUGUAUCUAUUUUGGAGAUCUUGGCUACUGAUUCGGUGCUGCAGUUGGCUAGUCAUAUUUUGAGUCGAUCUCAGUUGAUUGAUAUUCGUGGUGAUAGUAUUUAG